Molecule: messenger RNA, 1506 nt
Organism: Cyclopterus lumpus (lumpfish)
Lineage: Eukaryota; Metazoa; Chordata; Actinopteri; Perciformes; Cyclopteridae
Gene: lmod2a
Product: leiomodin 2 (cardiac) a
Exons: 4
Coding region: 1-1506 (501 amino acids)
Biological process (GO): pointed-end actin filament capping; myofibril assembly; muscle contraction
Cellular component (GO): striated muscle thin filament; myofibril
Molecular function (GO): tropomyosin binding; actin binding
Source: RefSeq, a predicted model, not a curated record
AUGAGUACCUCUGGGUUCCGCCGGGAGCUGAAGGAGCACGAGGACGUGGACGAGGACGAGCUGCUGGCCGCCCUGUCCUCCGAGGAGCUCCAGGAGCUGGAGAGGGAGCUGGCCGGCCUGGACGACAAUGUGCCCACCGGCCUGAGGCAGAGAGACCAGACCGCCAAGUCCCCCACGGGGGACUACGACCGGGGCGCUCUGCUGAAGUACUGGGAGGACGAGAACCGGAAGCUGCUGGAGGACCAGAGGACGGUGAGGACCACUGGACAGGUGGGACGCCCAGAUAACAGCAGGGUGACGGAGACCGCCGGCGACCCCGACAAGACGUUGGACGCCGACGGGAAGAAGAUUUCUCUAAAGGGGAAGAAAGGGAGCGUCCCGGCGAAGGAGAGCGAGGCGGAGAAGAAAGACGAGUGUAAGGCGGAGGCUCCGAUGAGGAGUAAAGGUCCUCAGAAGGAGAGUCCGUCAAAGGGCCUGAAGAGUGAAUCGAGGAGGACCGAAACCGCAGACAGGAACCCGAACGCAACCUCCGACACCGCCAGCGGGAACCCUACCGCCGUCGCCGAAACCCUGGAGCGGAUCCGGCGCGACGACCCUGCUGUGAGCGAGGUCAACCUCAACAACAUCGAGGACAUUUCCCAGGAGACCUUGCUUCGCUUCACCGAGGCCCUGCGCGCAAACACCCACGUCCGCGUCUUCAGCCUCGCAAACACCCGCGCCGACGACCGCGUGGCCCUCGCCGUGUCCGGUAUGCUCCGCGAGAACCGCUUCGUCAGAAACCUGAACGUCGAGUCCAACUUCGUGUCUGGUCGGGGCGUCCUGGCGCUGCUGGCGGCGCUGCAGCACAACCGGGCGCUGGUGGAGCUGCGCUUCCACAACCAGAGGCACAUGUGCGGCGGGAAGGUGGAGAUGGAGAUGGUGCAGCUGCUGAGGGAAAACACCACCUUGCUCAAGCUCGGCUACCAGUUCGACCUCCCGGGCCCGAGGAUGACGGCGAUCGGCAUCCUGACGCGCAACCAGGACCAACAGCGGCAGCGGAGGCUCCGACAGAAGGAGGAGCAGAGUCCCCCGGAGGUGUCGGGACAAGGUCCCGGUUCAUCUGCAGCAAACGGACCCCCAAAGGAGACGUCGCAAUCUUCUGAGACUGUUGAAAACCAGAAGAGAAACCUUCCUCUUCCUCCUCCUGCGUCUCUAGACCUGCCAACGAGGAAGAUCUCAGAAAUGGUCAAACAGCACGAGGGCUCCAACGCGACGAAGACUCCGUCGAACCAAAAGAAGACAAAGUCAAAGAAGCUCAAGAACGGCGCCAACGAGAAGGAGAGCGCAGAUAUCCUCAAAGACCUGAAGAACGCCUUGAAGCCGUCGCUGCAGAAGAGACGAGAUGAACCGUCGAGCCGGACGGCGCCGCCGCAGAUGUCGAGCCGCGACGACCUGAUGGCGGCGAUCCGCGAGAGCACCGUCGGGUCCUUAAAGAAGGUAAGACUUCCUUUGAGGCCGUGGAUCUGA